AUCCGGCAACUUUAAUAGCAAUUUCGUUCGACUUACCGCCAUCUUGGAAUCGAAUUGUGAAUGUUUUACGAAAAUUUUAUCGUAAAUAUUUAUCAAAAUUAAAAAAUAUAUAUUUAUUAAAAGGUCAUUGAAAUAGAGGAAAUGGCGUUUAGAGAUAGAAUGGAACGCAGAAGUGAUAAUCGUGGUGGAGACCGAGGAAACAAUCGCAGCGGUUUUAGAGACACUGCAAAACGAGGUGGGGGUGGUUACUCGAAUAACAAAAGUCAGAAGAAUAGCUUGAAAGGAAAGCAACCAGGAGAACGUCUACGAAAACCCAAAUGGGAUCUGUCGCGCCUACCUCCUUUCCAGAAAGAUUUUUAUAAGGAGCAUCCAAAUGUAGCAAGAAGAGUACCGGUGGAGGUGGAUGCAUUUUGGCAAAUGAAUGAAAUUACUAUUAGAGGUCGUGGAGUUCCCAAGCCAGUCACCCUCUUUGACGAAGGAAGUUUUCCAGAAUAUGUUAUGAAUGCUAUUCAUCAGCAAAGUUAUGAGCGACCAACGCCAAUACAAGCACAAGGUUGGCCUAUUGCUCUUAGUGGUAGAGACAUGGUUGGAAUUGCACAAACUGGUUCUGGAAAAACUUUAGCUUACAUGCUUCCUGCUAUUGUUCACAUUAAUAAUCAACCACGUUUAGAGAGAGGAGAUGGGCCUAUUGUAUUGGUACUUGCACCUACACGUGAAUUAGCACAACAGAUACAACAAGUAGCAUGUGAUUUUGGACGGUCUUCACAUAUUCGAAACACUUGUGUAUUCGGUGGAGCACCUAAAGGACCUCAGAUUGCUGAUUUAGAAAGAGGUGUAGAAAUUUGCAUUGCCACUCCUGGUCGCCUGAUUGACUUUUUGGAAGCUGGUAAAACUAAUUUACGACGUUGCACUUAUCUUGUGUUAGACGAAGCUGAUCGUAUGCUCGAUAUGGGUUUUGAACCGCAGAUUCGGAAGAUUGUCGAACAAAUAAGACCAGAUCGUCAGACAUUAAUGUGGAGUGCAACUUGGCCAAAAGAAGUACGCACAUUAGCUGAAGAUUUCUUGAAAGAUUACAUUCAGAUUAAUAUUGGAGCUUUACAACUCUGUGCCAAUCAUAAUAUUUUACAAAUUAUAGAUGUCUGUCAAGAAUCGGAGAAAGAACAGAAACUUUUUAAAUUGUUGGAAGAAAUAACAAAUGAAAAAGAGAAUAAGACAAUUAUUUUUGCUGAAACAAAAAGAAGAGUAGAUGAUUUGACAAGAAGAAUGAGAAGAGAUGGGUGGCCAGCAAUGUGUAUUCAUGGUGAUAAAUCACAGCCUGAAAGAGAUUGGGUUCUAAAUGUUAUUAGAAAUGGAAGAAAUCCACUUUCAAAAUUGAAANAUAAUUUUAAUGUUAAUUUUUAAAAUGCAGAUGUGGACGAUAUAAAAUUUGUGAUCAAUUUUGAUUAUCCUGCCUGUUCCGAGGAUUACGUGCAUCGUAUUGGAAGAACAGCGCGCAGCAACAAAUCCGGCACCGCCUACACUUUCUUUACACAAGGAAAUAUGAAACAGGCCAAUGAUCUGAUUUCUGUACUGAAAGAAGCCAAUCAAGUAGUCAAUCCGAAAUUGUAUGAAUUAACCGAAAUGGCAAGAGGAAUAUCUGGAGGUAAAGGCCGAAACAGAUGGCGUAAUUCGGCUAAUGACAGCCGAUCCCAAAAGAGAGACAGGAGCCAUGAGACUUUCGGUGGCCCCCGUGGAGGAACGGGCAUGGGAGCUGGAGCCAGAGGUGCAACAGAAAGGCAGUUGUUCGGAUCUGGAGUAAAUAGAGAGAGAGAGUUGAACAGAAGUCGCACGUCAGACCGCAGCAGGGCCGAAAAGUUUGGUGCCAGGGGCUCGCAUGCCCUGAGCUACGGACGUGGGAGUUAUGCCCCAGCGGCCACUGGCCAGCCCCAGCACUCACCGAUGAAUGGUAACUACAGCAUGCCCAUGAACGGUCCGUCGAGCCACGGGACCGGCAUGAACCAUGUUCCGGGCAUGAUGCUUCCGAGCAUGUACAAUCAGUAUGGCAGUCCACAUGUGUCUAGCCAGAUGCAUGGUCCGGCAGGUAUUAUGAGUAGUUAUUAUCAACCUCAUAAUUAAUAGACCGUCUAAAUUCGUACAUAUACAUAUAUCUAUAAGAAAAAACUCUGGGAACAUUUUUGUUGGGACAUGCUCGUCUACCCCGGCAACAGUUUUUUGGGAAUUCUCAAGUAUUUUAAAACUCAAACAUCUUCAUUGUUCGACAUCAUAUCAUUUAAGUAAUCAUAACGCAAAUAAAAGAGAGAUCAUUCCAUUGGUUUAGUAACAAAAUUAAGUAAUGUUGCAAAAUUAUCAAACGUUUUUCCUUAUAAAUUAUUUGUUGGAUUACUUGUUUUGUUUUAAACCUAGAGUUAUUUGUAUAAUCACGACUAUAGAAUCCAUAAUGCAUAUGUGUAUUAGUGUUUAUUGGUUUCUUAUAAAAAAAAAACAUAGUAGUAAUAAACCAUUUUAUAAGUCAUUAACUUUAAAAUUCUUGUGGAAAAGUUGUUCUUUUGCAAUACAUUUUCACCUUGUGCAAAGUAAAUUGUUUCCUCACAGUAACAAACUCUCUAAAAUCCGAAAGAAUUACCUUUUGCCUGCAACAAAACCUAAAGAGCACCAUAUAUGGGGUUUUCUGGCACUCGGGUGCCAAUUUAGGAAAAAUAUGGUCACUUUCUCCAUUAAGCAUCAAACUAUGCAUGAUUAUAUACAGUAGAGCGUCGUUUAUCUGAAUCAAUUGAGGACUGGGGUUAUUCGGAUAACUUAUUUUUCGGAUAACCAAUUGU
Molecule: messenger RNA, 2819 nt
Organism: Centruroides sculpturatus (bark scorpion)
Lineage: Eukaryota; Metazoa; Arthropoda; Arachnida; Scorpiones; Buthidae
Product: ATP-dependent RNA helicase dbp2-like
Exons: 14
Cellular component (GO): nucleus; cytoplasm; ribonucleoprotein complex
Molecular function (GO): RNA helicase activity; ATP binding; RNA binding
Source: RefSeq, a predicted model, not a curated record